AUGGGCCGUCAUUAUGUGGAGGAACAUGUGGUGAAUGAGUUGCGAAAGUGCUGUGCAAAGGAAGAGGAGCCAAAUAAGGCCGAGGGACUGCUAUUGUCGUGUUUGUACCAGGAGCUUUUAAGAAAAGUGCUGAAAGUAGCCCAGUUACAGGCUCAAUUAGAGGGCUCCCGUGAGAUUCAACCUUAUAACGUUGAAAGUGCGGUGGAAACUGUUAUGGAAGGUUGA
Molecule: messenger RNA, 225 nt
Organism: Torulaspora delbrueckii
Lineage: Eukaryota; Fungi; Ascomycota; Saccharomycetes; Saccharomycetales; Saccharomycetaceae
Gene: WIP1
Product: Wip1p
Exons: 1
Coding region: 1-225 (74 amino acids)
Source: RefSeq, a predicted model, not a curated record